Peromyscus eremicus (cactus mouse) is the source of this 2069-nucleotide messenger RNA. Its product is annotated as STAM-binding protein-like. NCBI's taxonomy places the organism in Eukaryota, Metazoa, Chordata, Mammalia, Rodentia, Cricetidae. Gene Ontology annotation, biological process: protein K63-linked deubiquitination. The coding region runs from base 1053 to 2054 and encodes 333 amino acids. Gene Ontology annotation, cellular component: endosome; membrane. Gene Ontology annotation, molecular function: K63-linked deubiquitinase activity. The transcript has 7 exons. The record is from RefSeq and is a predicted model, not a curated record.
AAUUUGCUCAGCACAGGGCAAACAGAGAUGGAUUUAGUGAACAUGUAGGUUAGUAGACCAGGAAGUAAACUGAGGCUGGAAAAAUGUGUAACUAGGACAGCAAACUUGUCAGGAAAGAAACCUUUUGUGUUUGUUUUUUCUCUGCUGUUUUCUUGAAUACUGGUGAUGCUUAACAAUUAUGAAAAUGAACUGGGUGGUGGUGCCUGCUUUUAAUCCCAGCACUUGGGAGGUAGAGGCAGGUGGAUCUCUGUGAGUUCGAGUCCAGCCUGCUCUACAGAGCGAGAUUCAGUACAGGCACCAAAACUACACAGAGAAACCAUGUCUCUAAAAAAAAAAGAAAAAAUAUGAAAAUAAGCAUGCUAUAGAUAUAUCAUAACAAUUCUGAUCUGAGUGUCUGGGCUCAUAGGUGAAAUCUCAGCACCCAGGAGGCUGAAGCUGGAGGACUGAUGCUGGUUGUUGGCAAAUGUAGGAUAAAUGGUGAAUCUCAAGCCAGCUUCAGUCACAAAGACAAACUUAUUCCUGAAAAAAAUAAGAAAAUAGAAUUCUUUCUGCACACACUGCUAGCUCAGUUAGAAAGGACUGAGAGAAAGUGCUGGGUCCUUUAUUUCUCUGACCUCUGGAGAACACAUGAAUUGUCGAAUGUGUGGCAGAGCCUAUGAGCCUUCAGGAUCAGCUUUCAAACUGAAGCUGCUUCUUCAUUUUCACAGUCAUUGUCUUCACUAGAGUACAGACUUGCAGAUCAUAAGGAAUCAUAGAAGUACAAAGAAAAGAUAGGAACCCAACAAAACUCAGGUCUGCAUCUCUAAUUUAUUUGCUCUUUUUUUCAAGAAGUCUUUGACUAGGGUACCAGUGUAGUUUUAUGACAUCACUCUACCUCUCAGCCCACCAGUACCUGAAUGGUCUUUUGGUCUUUAUGAUGCUGACAAACUUAAUUUUCCUCAGUGUCCAGUAUCUCUGACCCUGGACAUGUGGGUUUUUUGUUUCAGAAUCCAGACAGUGUUUUUGUCUCUUUAUCUGAUUCUUAUAACUGUGUUUUUAUUAUCUUCCCAACAAUGUCUGGUGAUAUUCUCACACUUUGGCUCACAGACCAUCAGAGCUGUCCAGAUAUUAAAGGACCUUUCAUUGCUGGAGCUCCAAAGAAGAUCAGGAGCACCAUUCGCAGACAUAACAAUGCCACUCUUCUGACCCAAGAGCAGUUCCAACUUUUAAGCUCUCUGGAGAAUAUUUACAUCAAUAAUAACAUUUCCUGGAAAUCUUACCUUGAACUGAAGACCUAUCAGAUAAAAGCAGAAGUCCUGCUAAAUCAAGGCCUCACAGAGGAAGCACUUGUGAUGUAUCACAAAUUUUCAACACUCUUUAUGGAGAAACUCAGAAAAGGCCCGAAUAAGUGUCUUUCAGCUCGAAUAAGAUCCAAAAUCAACAAGACUAUAAAUAACAUUAAUGAAAAAGUUAAGAGCCUUAAAUUCACACUCCGAAGAAAUCAUACUAAGGAGUAUGAAGUCUACAUAGAUAAGAAGAAAAGAAAAGAGGAAGAGGCAAAAAACAAGGCGUUCUGGAAGCAUAGAAAAAAUCAUGGACAAAACUCCCGAGACUUCCCCAAAUUCAGCUCUCUUCUACAAAGACUUAUGAGUCGUGGAAAGGUGGGCCCCAGCCUGACACCAACAUCUACAAAGUCUGAAGAGCCUUCAGGAGGAAGCACACCUGUGAAACAAACAGUGGUGUGUGGCCCACAGGAAGCCAUCGAGGAGAUAACCCCCACCCCUUCAGCAGACACUCUUGGGGAGACUAAGGUGGUGAAAAGCCCAGUUCCGAACUCCAAAGGCCUCCGCCCUGUGAUCCUUCCAAAAGACUUAUGGGAUAGGUUCCUGCUUUCUGCCAAAAACAACACAAAAAAAGGAGUGGAAACAUGCGGAGUCUUAUGUGGUACCCUGGUAAAGAUAGGAAAGCUCCUUGUUCUGAGACUGUUUCUUCCCCCUUGGCUUCCUAUGACUCCCAGAAAACAUAUCCAGGGGCUGUGUCUAUACUUAUCACUCCACAGAAGGAACCAUGGAUGACAAGGCCUGGCCACC